GGGGGAAAAUCGGAGCUCUGAGGAGACUGUGUGAGGCUGUGUCCGCGGGUGGUGAGUCGGGAGUCCAGGAACCUGUGGGGAAGGACCGUGUGGUAACGCUCCAGCAAACGGAGGCUAAGUCCUCUAGCACAUGUGGAAAGGACAUCAGGGCCAACUCCGUGGAAACCUGAUACCUGUUCUUGCUUGUGGCGUUCAUUUAACUCUUCCUUGUAUCUGUAAUGUGCCUUUGCACACACAAUGUUCAGGAUUCCUGUGUAGCACAGGGAGGCUACUGUCAUGGCAUCCAAGAUCAAGAGCAAACCUCCUAAGCAGUCUGAGAUGACUCCUGAUCUACCAUCUGAUGAUUUACAGCUGCUGAGUGAAAAUAACCCACCUGAAAAUAACCCAGGAAACAGACCAGCCCUUGAAACCAGUGGGGAAAACAGUUCUUCCCACAAAACAGGUGGACCAAAGCCAGGGCCUAGUAAGAAAUCUCUUCAUGGAAGGAGGAAAAGGUAUAUGCAUUCAGUCAGUAAAACUAUCUACAACAUCGAGCAGAAAAUUAACCACUUCCUGAAGCUCCAGCAUGAGCAAAGGCAGGAGAUUUAUCAGGAACAUUCUCAUCAGUUUUUGAAUUUGGUUGUGAUGUGGAAUAUAGAUGCAGACGAAGUCAAGAAGCAUGGAGAAAAUCUCUUCAAUAUACUUGAUCAGCAACAAGAGCUUUUUCAUCAAUUUCAAGUUAUUCAUAAGCAGAAAAUAGAAGAAUUUAAGGAGCUAUGUAAUCGACACUUGAAGAAUCUACAGGCUAUUAAGAGUUGUCGCCGAAAAGCUAUUAUCGAGGAAUCCAGAAAACAAAUGGACCUCUUGGAGAGGAAACUUACUAAAGAAACUGUAAAGCUUCAGGAAGAAAAGGCUGGUGUUAGAUCGUCUCUGCUAUCCCUGCUAUUCUCAUAACACCUUGAAGAAAAUAGCUCAACCUCCAUAAUAAGAUGUCAUCAUCUAUUAUGCCGUGGAGACUGCAACUGAAGUGAUUGUAACUUCCUUUUUCACAUCUGUGAGGUGCCAGAAAAACUUUACUGAGAAUGUUUUGCUCUUCAAAAUUUCUUUGCACGUAGUAUGCUAACAUCAGUGAUAUACAAAGUCUUCUGUAUGGAUAUGGAUAUGGAUAUGGAUAUAGAUCUACCUGCCAUGGGGAAUCUUUAGCUGGAAACCUUUGAUUUAAUAAACAUGAAAUUGUUUCAGA
This is a messenger RNA of Mesocricetus auratus (golden hamster), 1222 nucleotides long. Its product is annotated as X-linked lymphocyte-regulated protein 3A-like. The transcript has 8 exons. Gene Ontology annotation, biological process: meiotic cell cycle; spermatid development. Lineage: Eukaryota; Metazoa; Chordata; Mammalia; Rodentia; Cricetidae. The record is from RefSeq and is a predicted model, not a curated record. Gene Ontology annotation, cellular component: synaptonemal complex. Bases 277 to 933 code for a protein of 218 amino acids.